Cryphonectria parasitica EP155 is the source of this 786-nucleotide messenger RNA. RefSeq lists its product as uncharacterized. The record is from RefSeq and is a predicted model, not a curated record. NCBI's taxonomy places the organism in Eukaryota, Fungi, Ascomycota, Sordariomycetes, Diaporthales, Cryphonectriaceae. The transcript has 3 exons. The coding region runs from base 1 to 786 and encodes 261 amino acids.
AUGUCCUCUGCCCUGCUCCCGGGCCCGCCUCCCACGGACAUCAUCAAUCUCGCCAUCGCUGAGCUUUCUCUAUACAUAGUCCUAUUCAGUCCGGCUGUGUGGAUCACUUGGAAGCAUGGAAAGGCGGGCAUGACCUGCUGGCCGAUGCUUGUGUCCUUCAUGGCCAUGCGUUUCGCCUCCGACAUAAGCCAGAUCAUAAACAAGCAUGAACCUCAGGUGACCAACCAAACUCUGAUUAUAACGGAAGCCGGCACACUCGCGUGUCUCUCAUUGACAAUCAUAGGGCUGGUGUAUGAAGCGAAUACCAUCCUGCCCGUCUCAGGCAAAGGUUGGACCCAGAAAAUUCUUCUUGCCUUCACGCACCUUACCAACACGACGGGCAUCGCGAUGUGCACCUAUGCCGGAUCACCAUCCCCAACCGGGGGUGUGUUCAGCGCGCCAUUGAAUAAGGUCGGAAACUUGAUGAUGGUAUUUGUCAUGCUCGUCGUGGGUGUAUGGAUAUGGCCUACCUGGAAGCGAACCAAAGUCUUCCCAAGACAUCUCAACGCCCGCAACGCUCGUUACCUUCUAUUUACCGCAGCCGCCGCCCUACCUUUCCAGAUGGUACGCCUCGUCUACAACACCACCUAUGCUUUCGACCACGUCACAAGCCUCGACCCCGUCAUGGGAACCUUCGCCACCCAGUUUGUUCUCAUGUUUCUCAUGCAUCUGAGCGUUGUGCUCACGUCCCUCGCGGGCGGCUGGUUGAGCCGGCGUGUUGCAGCAAUGAUCAGCGGAUCCGCCUAG